Aricia agestis (brown argus) is the source of this 479-nucleotide messenger RNA. RefSeq names its product 60S ribosomal protein L34-like (gene RpL34). Gene Ontology annotation, cellular component: ribosome. Bases 73 to 435 code for a protein of 120 amino acids. Gene Ontology annotation, biological process: translation. The record is from RefSeq and is a predicted model, not a curated record. NCBI's taxonomy places the organism in Eukaryota, Metazoa, Arthropoda, Insecta, Lepidoptera, Lycaenidae. Gene Ontology annotation, molecular function: structural constituent of ribosome. The transcript is spliced from 3 exons.
AUUCCAGAACACAAAUUGUCAAUUGAGAAAUUUGUUUUCUUUUCGUACGUACAGCUGUCAAAAAAGCUGAAAAUGGUACAGCGACUUACAUUUAGGCGUAGGUUGUCCUACAACACCAAGUCCAACCAAAGGAGAAUAGUAAGGACUCCUGGUGGUCGCUUGGUAUACCAAUAUGUAAAAAAGCCCAAGAAGAUCCCGAGAUGUGGUCAGUGCAAAAGCAAGCUCAGAGGUAUCCAACCUGCCCGCCCAGCUGAACGCUCCAGGCUGUGCUACCGUAAAAAGACAGUCAAGCGCGUUUACGGGGGUGUCCUCUGCCACAAAUGUGUUAAGCAGCGCAUUGUACGCGCCUUCCUUAUUGAGGAACAGAAGAUUGUCAAAGUGCUUAAAGCGCAACAGGCCUCCUCUGGAAAAUCAGGAAAGAAAGCCACUAAAUGAAUUAGGGUUAAAUAAAAACUAAAAAAAAACCAUUGCCUUGUUUC